Talaromyces proteolyticus is the source of this 1367-nucleotide messenger RNA. RefSeq names its product adenosine deaminase. The transcript has a single exon. The coding region runs from base 90 to 1142 and encodes 350 amino acids. Gene Ontology annotation, cellular component: cytosol; nucleus. Gene Ontology annotation, biological process: adenine catabolic process; hypoxanthine salvage. Gene Ontology annotation, molecular function: adenine deaminase activity. Lineage: Eukaryota; Fungi; Ascomycota; Eurotiomycetes; Eurotiales; Trichocomaceae. The record is from RefSeq and is a predicted model, not a curated record.
GUGAAUUUCGUGCUAUCAAGGGCGCUCUAUAUCACAAUACCAGUCAGUAAACCAAUUCCUGUUUUCUCUGAUGAAAGUGCACUGACCUCAUGUGCCAAUCACCACUUCAUCCAUUCCUUCUCAAGCUCCCGAAAUGUGAACACCACAUCCAUCUCGAGGGUGCUUUGACUCCUCAGCUGGUCUUUCAUCUUGCCAACAAGAAUGCUAUUCCUCUUCCGAAUUUACCGCACUACCAGAGCCCUGAGGCUUUGGCAGCUAGAUAUGAGGCAUUUGACAGCCUCGAUGACUUCCUGAACAUCCACUACGCCAAUAUGUCUGUCUUGAUCACCGAGAAUGACUUUUACGAGUUGGCCUGGUCUUAUUUUCGUGCUGCCUACGCUGAUGGAGUUCAUCACGCAGAGGUCUUCUUCGACCCUCAGUCUCACACCUCGCGCAGUAUCCCUAUAGCAUCAGUCAUCAAUGGUUAUAAGCGCGCUCUAGACCGGGCAGGAUCUGAAUUAGGGGUCACAUCUCGCCUCAUCAUGUGCUUUCUUCGGCACUUGCCUGUACCAUCAGCCCAUGCUACCUUUGACUCCGCAACAGAGUUUAUCCACGAUGGAACAAUUCAUGCGGUUGGGCUAGACUCCUCUGAAGUUGGAUUUCCUCCAGAGCUUUUCACCGACGUGUUUCGGAAAGCCAAGGAUGCCGGUCUGCAGCGUACGGCUCAUGGGGGCGAGGAAGGCGACAUCUCUUAUAUCAAGGGGGCUCUCGAUUCAUUGAAAGUGGACCGAAUCGACCAUGGGAUUCGAUUAAUUGAGGAUCGAGAACUUAUGAAAGCUAUCGCUGCAAAAGGAACCCUGCUUACCAUCUGCCCUCUAUCAAAUGUCUACUUACGGACAACAAAGUCCAUCGCUUCUCUGCCGCUUCGAGAGUUCUUAGAGGCCGGGGUGCAGUUCUCGUUGCACAGCGAUGAUCCGGCUUAUUUUGGUGGUGGGAUAUUGAACAAUUACUGUGCUGUAGAAGAAGCCUUUGGCUUUAACAUUGAUGAGUGGAAAACUAUCGCGAUUGCAGGGGUGCAGGGAAGUUGGAUUGACAAGGCGAGAAAGAAAGCUCUCGUGGCAAAGAUAGAAGACGUUGUUUGUGAGUUUAUAUCAAGGGACUAGGAACCAGACGAAAUCUCAACAGUCGGUCCUGAGAUUCAGAGAUUCAGGCAAGUAACAAGAAUUAGAAUAGAUCUAUCUCACUUCUCUUUACAAGUGAGCUGUGUGUUUAAUGUGACCUUGAUUACGACAGAGGGUAGCACUAAGCAAACACCACUAUAAUAUGUCACCAAUACUGGCGUAUAUACCUGAUACAGUAGGACAUAAAUCAAUGGGACACUAUUUACU